AUGCUGACUAGUUUCUUGAUAGGCCCAAUUGUCGAUCAUGUGAAGUCCGAAGUAUCCCGCACCGGCGAUGAGUUUCGCGAUCUGACAAACUCGCGUGUGACCCCUUUAACCACCACCGCCGAUGGUCAACCAUUGACCUACUACCACUCUUUGAUGUACAGUCUUUUGAGCUGGGAACAACCCCGUGCGACCGCCGUUUCCUACGCCAGCGUGAUCUGUCUCAUAUUCGCUGCUCGGUUUAUGCCUCUCAUUCGCUGGGUUUUCAAGUUCCUGUACAUGUCGUUGGGAGUGACUGCCACCGUCGAGCUGGCUGGCCAUUUCAUUUUCCAGCGCGGAGUCGCUAGUGGAUUCCGCCCUCGUCGUUACUACACUGUCCCCAAGGAGACCUUUGAGGCAGUCCUCGAGGACCUUCAGCAGCUGGUUGAUUUCUUCCUGAUCGAGUUCCAACGCAUCCUGUUUGUCGAGAAUAUCCUCCACACCAUUUUGGCUUUCACUGCUGCUUUCAUCAGCUACUGGCUGAUCCGCUUCAUUCCCUUCUGGGGCUUUGCUGUGAUUGCCGCGACCACCACAUACUUCGCUCCCCUUUUCUACAUCAACAACCGUGAGCUCAUUGACGAGCAUAUUAUCGAAGCCCAGGAAAUCAUCAACUUCCAGACCAACCAGCUUCGGGACAUGGCUGGCGAGCGUACCUUGCACGCCACCGAGUUGAUGAAGCAGUAUGUCGAUGAGUACAGCUCUAAGGCCCAGGGUUACAUUGGAACCCGCCGCUCUCCUUCCCCGCGGACGACCAAGCCUGUGAGCCCGAUCAACCGUAAGACCGUUGUCAAGCCUGCCAAGGUCGAGCCCAUUGUCGAGCCCACCGUCAAGCACGAAGACUUCCCCGAGGCCCCCACGGCUGCUCCUAUCGCCCAGGCUCUUGAGUCGGACAUAGUUGCGUCCGUGGAGCCGGCAGAGCAGGCUGGUGACCGUGAGCCUCUUCUGGCUAUUUGA
Penicillium digitatum Pd1 is the source of this 990-nucleotide messenger RNA. RefSeq lists its product as uncharacterized. The record is from RefSeq and is a predicted model, not a curated record. NCBI's taxonomy places the organism in Eukaryota, Fungi, Ascomycota, Eurotiomycetes, Eurotiales, Aspergillaceae.